This is a messenger RNA of Enterobius vermicularis (human pinworm), 558 nucleotides long. NCBI's taxonomy places the organism in Eukaryota, Metazoa, Nematoda, Chromadorea, Rhabditida, Oxyuridae. The record is from the annotation of a GenBank genome assembly.
AUGGGCGAAGAAGAUUAUUAUUCGAUACUAGGAGUUGAAAAAACGGCUUCUCAAGCGGCAAUCAAGAAAGCUUUUCGUAAUUUAGCUAUGAAAUAUCAUCCUGAUAGAAACAAAGCACCAGAUGCUGAGGAAAAAUUCCGCAAGAUAGCCGAAGCUUAUGAGACAUUGGCAGAUGAAAAGAAAAGAAGGGCUUAUGAUGCCGGUGGCUAUUCUAAUGAACAUUUUGCUAAUGACUUUGACUUCGAUGCGUUCUUCCGGAAUUUUCAAGAAAGUAACGAUUUGUUGUUAAAAAUUUUUGAAACUUUUGUCUUUAUUUUAUCUUACAGUAUAUUCAAAUUUUUUUUAGGCAUGAAGAUGCACACGAGCGCUCAUAUGAAGGCUCAUAUGGAAGCUACAGGAGGGAUUUUUGAGGACCUUUGGGAAGGUUUCGGUGACGCAUUUCCGGGUUUUGUAUCUCUAGACGAUUUUGAUCAUUUUGGGUCCUCUGGUUCACACGUUGGAGACCCAGCGUCGAUGUAUUCUGAAUCUGUGAAUGCUGGAGGUAAUAGAAUUGAAUAA